GGCGGUCUGAACUCCACCCAUGCAGCGUCACUAUCGACCUUUCACAGGUGUCACAUCUUGUUUCUUUCCACUUUCUCAGACGAGAGAAGGUGAUUCCCACACACACACUCAAACACACACACUCUCCUGCCUUCUGUCAUUUCCCGGAUCCGGCGUGUCCAAGCUUCUGUGGAAAGUUUUUAAAGUUUGUUGUUGGAGGAGGAGGAGGAGGAGGAGGAGUGAGCUCGGUGAGUUGUUCCAGCGGCGCUGCUGUGCUCACACACGGCUCCAGCUGCAGUCUGUGUGCGGGCUCUGCUUCGGGAUGGCGGCCGUGAAGGCGCUACAGCAGUGGUGCCGGAUCCAGUGCGAAGGCUACCGAGAUGUGUCCAUCACAAACAUGACCACGUCGUUCAGGGACGGCCUGGCUUUCUGCGCCCUCAUCCACAAACACAGACCAGAUCUCAUCAAUUUUGAUUCACUGAAGAAGGAAAAUGUCUAUGACAACAACAAACUGGCGUUCAAGGUUGCAGAGGAAGAACUGGGAAUUCCAGCGCUGUUGGAUGCAGAGGACAUGGUGGCUCUUAAGAUUCCUGACCGUCUCAGUAUCCUGACUUAUGUCUCACAGUACUACAACUACUUCCACGGACGCUCCCCGAUCGGUGGUAUGGCAGGUAUAAAGCGUCCAGCUGAGGGCCCCACAGAUGAACCGUCUGGGAAGAAGAACCAGCCGGUUGUGGCCAAGGUGUUCCCCUCAUCUAAGCCUGCCCGAGAGAACAGCCCUCCCCCGUCCUCCAACAUCAAACGGCCCUCUCCUUCCCCAAAACAGACCAGACAUGCUGCACAGGAUGCUCUGGUUGAGAAACCCCAUCAGACAGGCACCCUGAGCAACAAAUGUGUGAUCUGUAACAAGCAUGUUCACUUGGUGCAGCGACAUCUAGUGGAUGGGAAGCUCUAUCACAGGAACUGUGCAAAGUCACUAUCAACUACAAACACAACUGCACCUCUCAGAGAUUUACCCUCAAACACCUCGGUUUCUAAAUUCACUUCUCUGCCAGAGUCCACUAAAACCAACACAACUACACCCAACCACACCCCCUCCAGACUGGGACCAACAUGGCUAGUGGAGAAACCCAGUACCCCUUCCAGCUUCUCCACCACUUUUUCUCCUUCGUCUCCUUCUCGGCCUGCUUCAGGUGUUUCCUCUGCUGCUAAAGAAAGUCAGACAGCUUCUGUCUCCAAACCUGCAGCUUCAGGGACAAGAACUACUACCACUACUACCAUUACAACCACAUCUACAGAGACCAGGCCUGUUGCUGCCCCUCGUACCUCAAUCACAGCAGCCAAGACCCUGCAGUCCAAACUCAAGUUCCUCCAGUCAGACAGCAACACUAACAAUGAAGAGAAGAAAACUACGACCAUCAACGUGGAUGUAAAUAAAGGGAAGAAUGUGAGUGGUAAGGUGCAGGAGGCCACAGCGGGUCAGGCUGUGACUUUGGUCGUAAACAUUGGUGGUUCUGGCAAAAAGGAAACAAAUGUGAACUUGGAUAAGGGUGGGGACAAAGUUAAAGCAGCUGGUGCAGGUGGAGACAGUGAGAGCAGUAAGACGAAAGCAUCAGCAGCAGCUUUCAUCUCCAAGAAACUGACUGAGGAGAAUAACAACAACAACAGUAAGCCGUCAUGGAUGACUGCAGCGCUGAAGAAAACUGACAAACCUGCUCAAGUCGAGACUCCUAAGAGGGAGAUGGAGGGCACCAGAGGGAGGGUGAAGCUGAGAGCAGACCCAUCGCUCCUCGCUGACCUGCAGUCUCCGGACACCCCGAGCACUGCUCCGAGCCCGGCCAGCAGGAGCGGAGGCAGAACCAGAACUCCAGACAGAGGGGGCCCAAAGCCUGGCAGUCCACUAUCCAACACCUCAGCAUCAGAAAACGAGUCUCCUGCAGACUGGAGGUCCAGGCUCAAACCUGUCGCCAGAGAAACAAAACCUGCUGGUCCUCCACAGUCGUCCAAAGUCACUAAUGGAGCUGGAAAGUCCCAGACCUCAGAGCUCUCCAUUGGGCCUUCCUCAUUCUCCUCUAAUGUUCCCAGCAUUUCUGUCACUCCAUCACCAUCAAAGGGAUUUCUGAAUGGUCAGAGAGAACAAACUGAAAAUGGCACCAAAUCAGGAGUCAAGAUUACAAAGAUGAAGCCAGACUACAUUCCCAAAGAGGAGAUCAUGAAGGAGCUUCAGGAGAUUGAAGACAACUUGAAUGAGUUGGAGAAGAGAGGGGUCGAGCUGGAGAUGAGGCUCCGCAGCAGCGAGGAAGAGGGUGAAGAUGACUCUCUCAUGGAUGAGCUCAUGGUUGAGUGGUUCAACUUGAUCAGGAACAAGCAGGUGGCCAUGCGCCGGGAGUCUGAACUGGUCUACAUAGGAAAAACCCAGGACCUGGAGGAACAGCAGCCCACUGUUGAGCAGGAGCUCAGGAGACUGAUGGAAAAACCAGAACAUCUGAAAACAUCCUGGGACCGAAAGAGAGAACAGGAGCUGAUGGACAAACUGGUGGAGAUCGUCAAUGACAGAAACGCGAUUGUAGAAGGUCUGGAUGAGGACAGACUCAGGGAGGAAGAGGAGGACGAGCAGCUAAACAAGAUGAUGAUGAAUUUCAACAUAAAGAAGGACAAACCAAAGAAAAAGUCUCCGGUGGCCAAACUGUUCAGCUGGGGGGCCAAGAAGGAGGGAUGAUGCUCCUCAAAACGCAGGGAAGGUUCCUUCUUUGAUGUCCUCGCUGAUCUUGUUGUCUUAGUGUCGGUGUGCUCAGCCUGUGAUUCAUGGGACACAGUGAAUAAAUGGAUCGUCAGUCAGUCUGUCGUGUUCAGCGCUUUUAGAAAAAUGCCCUUCCCUCUGUCGACUGCAUCACUCAAGAUCUGACGUUACUGCGCGCACACACACACACACACACACACACACAUAUGCAUGGAUGAUGUUGAGGGGUUAAUGACUCAGUCGUGAUGUGAUUGGGUUCAGCGCUCCAGUUGUUAGUUUUAAUCCCCUGCUCGUCUUAAUCUGUCUACUUAAUGCUCUCACACACACACACACAAACAAACACACACACCCGCUGUCUGUAAAUAUCUCCUUCCUUGUUCUACUUAUUGAAAUGUUGCUUGCACACAGUAACACUGAUGCUAAUGAGAGUUAAUAGGGAACAAGACUCAUCACACAGGUCAGACAGCUGUUUCUUGCUCUCUGGUCACGUUUUAGUUCAAGCUACAAGUCACUGGUGGCUCUGUGACUAACUUCACGGUCACUUUCUGACCUGUUGUUGUUGUACAUGUUGAACUGCAUUUCUCUUUUCAGCACAAAUGGCCUUUUCCUGUGUAUUUUCUUUUGCACAGGGCAAAUACAACACUCUUGUACAAUAACGAGUUUGUUUAGGGUGCUGCCCUUUGAUAAGGUGACAUGUUCUUUUUAAACAUAGUCAUUAUAUUUUGUAAUGGGAUUUUCUACACUAGUGGUUCACAACCUGGUGGUCGAGACUCUCUUCAGAGGUCAUGAGGUGGUUAAAGGAGCUACUUGUAAGUUAUGCUAUUGGUACGAGCCAACAUUAACAUUAACAUUAACAGCUGUUUACUCACCAGUCUAGAGGAAACGUUGUGAGUUCAGCAUUCCUUUCCUCGUCAAGAGCUGUUUCCAGCAGUAGUUCGAUCACUUCUUUUGCUCUAAUGAAGUUAGCAUGCUAACUAGCCUCGGCCCACUGGCCCGUCUUGUCACUUUCUGAUAGCAGCUCACUGUAGCAUUCAGACUGCCCUGAAGAAGCAAAAAAAGUUAGGCAAAGAAAACUUACAAAUAGUCCCUUUAAACAGAAAUACAGGAAAAAUAUAUUUCUGCUCUCUUAGCUUUUUUCAAAAAAAUAAUUAUUAGUUUCAUGAUUUCACUUCUCCAGGCCUCAAAAAUAUUUUAAAAAAGGAGAAAGAGGGAAUAAUCUGUUUAACCUGUGAGAGAUUGUGGCUUAAUGCAGCCUAUGAUGAAGAGUCAGAAGUGGGCAGAGCUUCGUUUUAAGAGAUUACAAACCACAAAUGUCAGGAACCACUGGUCCUAGAUGGAUGUUCAGUCUUGGCCUUUGGGAAUAAUAGAUAUUAAAGAAUCUAAGCUCAAAGGUACUUACUAAUCAUUCAGAGCUUUCACCUCAUUUCACAGCCUUCAUUCAGAGUCCACAAUCACUCAAGAGUGAAAUGAGUGAAAUGGAAAAUUAGUUAAAAGCUCUGCAUCAUUAGUAAGUGCACCUUUGAGCUUAGAUCCUCUUCAUCAUAUAUACACUAUAUAUACACUGUAAACAAUUUUAUGAAUUCGUCAUCUUAUUACACACGUUCUAGUCUUUUUUUUUUUGUUGUUGUUGCUGUUUUUCUUUCCUGUAUAGUCAUGUUGUACUUGACAAUAUAGAGGAAGUUUGAGUUUUUAUGGUUGUCUAGAGGAAAAGUGUGAAUCUGGUUUGUGUCAUGUGACUCAGGGGUUUGACUUAACUGACUGGACGUUUAUGAGCCUUGGAAAUGCAAGAACUGGUCCAUAUUGGAUCUGGAUUUGUACAUGUUUAGCAUAUUUCGUAGCUGAAUUAACUGUGUAGUGUUUCUGUGUCAUGGUGUUAAGUGUGUAACAUUUUUUUUUUUUUUUUUUGCUGUGACCAAACUGCUCACUUUUAACAGCACUAGUUGGGAUUAUAUGAAAUCUAAUAUUGUAUAUAUGUUAAUGUUUUUGACCUCUUUAUGUUUCAGUUUCUCAGCUGUGUAUAUUGUAUAAAGUUGGUACUCAUAAUAGUCUGAUUGUUUAAUGGAGAACGUGGCCUGGAUUUUAAUAAAUUACUGUAAUAAAUGUACUUAGAUUUUUAUUAAA
Molecule: messenger RNA, 4840 nt
Organism: Lates calcarifer (barramundi perch)
Lineage: Eukaryota; Metazoa; Chordata; Actinopteri; Centropomidae
Product: MICAL-like protein 2
Molecular function (GO): protein binding
Source: RefSeq, a predicted model, not a curated record